AUGGAACCCCUACUAGGGAAAGAACCAUGUCCAGAGACCUCAUUGCAGAGCCCAAAGGCAAACAAACAAGAAGAAGAAGAAGAGAGAAAAGAGAUGGAUCUCAAUCUAUGUAGCAUGGACUCCAUUAAUGAUCAUAUGUUCAAUCCAGAACUCAACCUCAUUGAUUGCCUCAACAAUGGUUCACCUCAAAAUUCAACAGAAACUCCCCAAUUAUCCUAUCCCGGGCCGCGAGUUUUCUCAUGCAACUAUUGCCAAAGGAAAUUCCAUAGUGCACAAUCACUUGGAGGACACCAAAAUGCCCACAAGAAAGAGAGGUCUAUGGCGAAAAGUGGACAACAAAACCAUGAGCAUGGCCAUUAUUCUUGUAUGGCUUCACUCCCUCUUGGAAUUCAGGUUCACUCUAUGAUCCAUAAGCCACCUCACAUACCAAAUUCUUUUGGGGCGAGAAGUGUGUAUGGACAUGGUGGAUGGUCAAGGCUGCCUAUGCACCAACAACCGGUGAUUGGGAACCUAGCCGCGGAGAGUACUUAUCCGGCCACUGUGUUGACCGGACCCUCGUCUCAAGCUGGUGUUGGUAUAUUCAAUACCAAGAGCAGGGUGAUGAGUUCUCUAUCAGAUGAAGAAAUUGGUGGCAAUUGGCGGGGAGAUGGUGGUGGUUUGAAGACUAAACAGGAUAAGUUGAAAAAGCUAGACUUGUCUCUCAAGCUCUAAGUUUCAUUUUUUUAGUAGUCUUAUUUUUUUUUUUUUUUUUUUUUUUUUUUUGUCUUUUUCAAGGUGUCUGUGAUCUCUCUUUUGCUGCUUAAUUGUAGAAUCAGCAUAGGGUUUGGUGGACGAAUGGGCAAGAGAAGAAGAGAUGACUCAUUUGAGGAUAGACAAAAGGUGUAGUGAUUUAGGAAGUGCUACUACUACUUAGCCAAUGAUUUGUCAAAG
Messenger RNA from Cornus florida, 930 nucleotides. Its product is annotated as zinc finger protein 3-like. Bases 1 to 711 code for a protein of 236 amino acids. Gene Ontology annotation, biological process: negative regulation of abscisic acid-activated signaling pathway. The record is from RefSeq and is a predicted model, not a curated record. The transcript has a single exon. Lineage: Eukaryota; Viridiplantae; Streptophyta; Magnoliopsida; Cornales; Cornaceae.